AAUAAUAAUAAAUAAAAAUCACAUUUUUAUAGUUAAGAGAGAAAAAGAUCUUUCUUUCUUUCUUUCUUUCUAACUUUCUCUCUCUAUUAUGGAAGGUGUAUCAACAACGUUCUUGAUUUUCCUUACUCUUAGAUUCAUUUACCUCUGCAAUACCCACAUAUGAAAAAUCCCAAAAGACCAAACCUUUGAUCGAAACUAUCCAAAUCCCAUUAUCAAAAUCGAAAUUUUAUCAUUUCCCAAGAAAAAAGUUUUGAUUUUUAUUUUCAGUAUGUUAUCGGGAUCAUCGCGUUUAGACCAGUUGAAUUUGCUUUCCAUUGACGAUCUCUGGGCAAUGAAUCGUUUCCCAAAGCUCAUGUCUUUACCGGGAGUAAUAUCACCGCCGUCGCCGUCGUCUGAGUUCGAAAACGACGAGGUUUCGUCUCCGACAUCCUCCGGUGCCGUACAAGAAAGACGCAUCGUGGUUUCUAACCAGUUACCGAUACGAGCGAGAAGAAAUUCAGAAACCUCGAAAUGGUCGUUUGAACUCGAUAAAGACAGCCUCGUACUACAACUCAAAGAUGGGUUCGGUCCCCAAGUUGAAGUAAUCUACGUGGGUUGUCUCGAAGUGGAGAUCGAUGUUUCGGAGCAGGACGAGGUUUCCCAAAUUCUCCUUGAAAACUUUCGUUGCGUCCCAACUUUCUUGUCACCAGAGAUUCAUAACAAGUUUUACCAUGGAUUCUGUAAACACUAUCUAUGGCCUCUGUUUCAUUACAUGUUACCCAUUUCACCAAGCCAAGGAGCUUCGAGGUUCGACAAGUCACAAUGGCGAGCCUAUGUUUCUGCUAACAAGUCUUUUGCUGAUAAAAUCAUGGAAGUGAUAAACCCAGAUGAAGAUUUCAUUUGGGUUCAUGAUUAUCACCUCAUGAUUCUUCCUACCUUACUCAGAAAACGAUUCCACCGAGUCAAACUCGGUUUCUUCCUCCACAGCCCUUUUCCAUCUUCAGAAAUCUACAGAACUUUACCUGUUCGUAAUGAGAUUCUUCAGGCUUUGUUGAACUGUGAUCUUAUUGGGUUUCACACGUUUGAUUACGCUAGACAUUUCUUGUCAUGUUGUAGUCGGAUGUUGGGUUUGGAUUAUCAGUCUAAAAGGGGUUAUAUUGGUUUGGAAUAUUAUGGUAGAACAGUUGGGAUUAAGAUCUUACCAGUUGGUAUUCAUAUGGGUCAGCUUCAGUCUGUUUUGUCUCUUUCUGAAACUGCAGAAAAAGUCAAGGAAUUGAGAGAAGAAUAUCAUGGAAAGAUUGUUGUUUUGGGUGUAGAUGACAUGGAUUUGUUCAAAGGUAUUAGCUUGAAGUUUCUUGCUAUGGGUCAACUCUUGGAAGAGCAUCCUCACUUAAGAGGUAAAGUUGUUUUGGUUCAGAUUACUAACCCUGCUAGAAGUCAAGGUAAAGAUGUUCAAGAUGUUGAGAAUGAAACAAAUUCCAUUGCUGAAGAGAUUAACAGAAAGUAUGGUAAUGAAAAUAAUGGUUACAAGCCAAUUGUUUUCAUUAAAAGACAGGUUACUACAUUGGAAAAGUUUGCUUUUUAUGCCAUUGCUGAGUGUUGUGUUGUGAAUUGUGUUAGGGAUGGUAUGAAUUUGGUUCCAUAUAAGUACACUGUUUGUAGACAGGGGAGCUCUGUUUUGGACAAGGCAAUGGGCAUUGUUGGUGGUGUUAAUGAUAAGCCUAAGGAGAGUGCUUUGAUUGUGUCCGAAUUCAUCGGUUGUUCGCCUUCUCUUAGUGGCGCUAUUCGGGUUAAUCCUUGGAACAUUGAGGCUGUCUCGGACGCCUUGAAUUGGGCGAUUUGUAUGCCGGAAAUGGAGAAGAGAUUGAGGCAUGAGAAGCAUUACAAGUACAUUAGUUCUCAUGAUGUUGCAUUUUGGGCUAAGAGUUUUGAUCAAGACCUUGAGAGAGCUUGUAAAGAUCAUUACUCUAAGAGAUGUUGGGGAAUUGGGUUUGGUUUAGGAUUUAGAGUUGUGGCUUUGGGACCAAAUUUCAGAAAACUCUCAUUAGAACAUAUAAUGACAGCUUAUAAAAACACAACUAAUAGGUUGAUACUAUUGGACUAUGAUGGUACUAUUAAGUCACAAGCUUCAGUUAACAAAGCACCUUCUGAUAUAAUCAUCUCUGUAUUGAAUCACUUAUGUGGUGAUCCUAAAAAUGUUGUCUUUAUUGCUAGUGGAAGAGGAAGAGAAUCACUUAGUGAAUGGUUUUCACCAUGUGAGAAAUUGGGCAUUUCAGCUGAACAUGGCUACUUCACAAGGUGGAAUAGUGGUUCUUCAUGGGAAACUUGUUCUUUAGCAGUGGAUUUUGAUUGGAAAAGGAUUGGUUUACCAGUAAUGGAACUUUAUACUGAGGCAACAGAUGGGUCUUUUAUAGAACAAAAAGAAAGUGCUUUGGUUUGGCAUCAUCAAGAUGCUGACCCUUGUUUUGGCUCAUCUCAAGCUAAGGAACUUCUUGACCAUCUUGAGAGUGUUCUUGCUAAUGAGCCUGUUGUGGUCACUAGAGGUCAACAUAUUGUUGAAGUAAAGCCUCAGGGUGUGAGUAAAGGCAGAGCUGUUGAAAGCCUCAUAUCAGCAUUACAAAGCAAAGGAAAGGCACCAGAUUUUGUGCUGUGCAUAGGAGACGACCGAUCGGAUGAGGACAUGUUCGAGUCGAUUUAUCGAUCAUCAUCAUCGAACCCCGCCUCACUACCAGCCAUAGCUGAAGUGUUUGCCUGCACAGUAGGGCAGAAACCAAGCACAGCAAAAUACUAUCUUGAUGAUUCAACUGAAGUCAUUAAGCUUCUCAUUGGUCUUGCUUCUGCUUCAGCACUUGAACCAAAAAUCAAUAAUGCCUCAGAUUCAUUUGAAGUCAUUUCUUAAGAAAUAAAGAAAAGAAAAGCAAAGCAAAGCAAAAUUGGGAAGUGGCCUUUGAGUUUUAUCUCUUAAUAUCUUUUGUUAGGAGUUUAUAGAGAAUAUAUAUAUAUAUAUGUCUUUCUUUAGAGUUUAUAUUUAAAGGUGUUAUACUUCUUUGUACAGACUUUUAAUAGUUUUACAUCUUUUGUUUGGAAAGGGAAAAAAAAAACUACACAACAAAACAAAACAAAUCAACCUUAGAAAAAUUUCAGAUUUACUUAAUUCAAUUUCACAUGAAAGUUUGUGUGUUCUUUGUU
Molecule: messenger RNA, 3168 nt
Organism: Cannabis sativa
Lineage: Eukaryota; Viridiplantae; Streptophyta; Magnoliopsida; Rosales; Cannabaceae
Product: probable alpha,alpha-trehalose-phosphate synthase [UDP-forming] 11
Exons: 3
Coding region: 269-2878 (869 amino acids)
Biological process (GO): trehalose biosynthetic process
Cellular component (GO): cytosol
Molecular function (GO): catalytic activity
Source: RefSeq, a predicted model, not a curated record